UGAGGCUGCCACGGCGCUCGAGUGAGUGAGGUGUACGGGAAGUGAAAUGUUGAAUAUGCGGAGGCGACGACUUUCUGUCUCACAUUUUCGUCACUUUUAAGCGUAUUUAGGGGUCGUGUUUAACACUCAAGGAUCCCAAGGAGCCGGUAACAUUAGCAAAUACAACUGCUACCUUUACGGGGUAAAAAAUGAGUCAUCUUCCGCAGCCUAAAGCCGCUUUAAAACCAGCGACUAAAAUCCACAAACCGAUCCAAGGUGGCGGAGGAACAACAACUACGGCGAGUCCGGCGACCGGCGUGGUUAAACCACGAGGGGCCCCAUCUGCUAAACCCCCUGCAACACCAUCAUCUAGCAAGACUACUUCUACUGCUAGAAGUACCGUGAAACCAAGGGGGACUACUUCUGCAGCAUCAAGCGCUGCAACUGGUUUGGUUAGCCCUAGAGGUUCGAUUGCCGGUUCGAGUCAAGUACAACCUCGAGUUUCGAGAGAGAAUUCAUCUACUAAGCUAUCUUAUAGAAGGGAAACUUCCAGUUCUAGCUUACGGAGUUCAGGAUCGGAGACUCAACUUAGACGAGAAUCUUCGCAAUCCUCCAUAGUACGAAGAGGUUCGUCCUCUUCGCAGCCAACUCCAUCCGAUGAGUUGCUUAAAUUAUUUCAAGUGGGAGACCGUGUUUUGGUGAAUAACACAAAACCAGGAGUUAUUGCUUUUCUGGGAGAGACUAAAUUUGCUAAAGGUGAUUGGGCAGGUAUUAUUUUGGACGAUCCAACUGGAAAAAAUGAUGGAUCUGUUGCCGGCGAAAAAUACUUUGAGUGUAAACCGCUACAUGGUGUCUUCACGAAGUUGGAAAAAAUCACUAAAGUCAAUCAAGUCACGGAAAGUCCGGGUUCUCCGGUGGAAAAUUCUUCGAGUUUAGAAAUCGGAGAUCGUGUUGUUGUUAGCGGGAAUAAAAUAGGAACUCUCAGAUAUGUAGGUACUACCGAAUUUGCGAAAGGCGAAUGGGCGGGAGUUGAGUUGGAUGAACCUCUCGGCAAAAACGACGGGGCAGUCGCUGGAACAAGAUACUUCCAGUGUAUUCAAGGAUAUGGACUUUUUGCUCCUGUGCACAAGGUCAUCAAGACUGGUAAAAAAGAAACAACAAAAUUACUCACAUCCCCACCCAAGGGUGAACCUACACUUCCUAUCUCUCAGCAACUUAUUCAAGAAACAGUACAGAAUUCCCUUGCAGCUGCGGCUACUAAUGGUGGAAGUGAGAGUUCUCUUAGCUCUACUGCGUCUGCCCCUCUGUCUACUACCAGUAGCCUUCAAGGGCUUACUUCAAAGGUUGAUGAACAUGAGAUUUCACCUGUCAAGUCCCCAAGGCUUUCAACUGGCCAGACAAGUCUACAGAUUGCUGCCUUACAGGAGGCCCUGCAGGACAGGGAAAAACAGAUUCAAACCCUACUUGAAGAAAGAGAUUUUGAGAGGACAGAGGUUGCUAAUGCUACCAGCCAGGUUGCUAAGGCUGAAGAAGAAGUGUCAAUAAUCAAAAGGCAACAUGAGCAGGCUGCCAUGGAGUACUCCAAGAAUAUGCAAGCUCUGAAGGAACUUAUUGAGCUUGCCGAGAAAGAGAAGGCUGAGCUGCAUUGCCAGGUUGAGGAGGAAAGAAGAUUAUUGUCUUUCUAUGCACGCAGAAAAACUGAGGACUUACAGUUUAAACUUGCUGAGGAGGAAAUUAUUUUAGGUGACGAGUUGAAGAGUGAAGAGAAACAGAUCCAGGAGCUGCAGAGCAAGAUACGACAGCAGCAGGAGCAGCUGGAACAGCAACGAGAGAUUACCGACACUGUGUCCACGGAUCUGGAGGAGAAAGCCAAGGAACUGGAGGAGGCGAAGUCUGAAAAUGAGGCAAUCAGUGGUAAGAUGAAGGACAUGGAGAGUCAGUUGACCAGUAUUGCUGAUGAGCUUGCAUCUACCAAGGAGGCCUUAAAGCUUUCCCAACACAAGGUGACUGAGCUUGAGAGCUCAUUGUCAGUGGCACAACUCACACAGUCCAACAAUGAUAGCAACACCCUUCAGCAGCUGCAAGAAAAGCAAUCUAGGAUUAGCGAGCUAGAGCAGGAACUUGCCAGCAAUCAAUUGAGUUAUGAAGAGCUUCAGACAGACUUAGAGUUCACAAAAGCUGAGUUGCAAAGUACUGUGGAGGACAAUGAGGCACUCAAGAAACAAGUUGAAGAGCUCACAGAGACCAUCCACAAGAAAGAUGAGGAGUUUGUCACUUUGUCAAAUGAGAUUGAACAUAUCAAGCAGGCAAUGUUAGAUCUUCAGAAACAACUGACCCUGAGCGAAGCCAAGUCUGAACACCUUUCAGCAGAUAAAUCCAAACUGGAGAAUGAAAUUGCUGAGCUGUUAAAGAACUCUGGUGACAGCUCAGAGCGCCUUGCUUAUCUCAACGAACAACUGCGAGUUAAAGACAGAUCUUUAGAAGAGUUACAAAGUAGCUCGUCUGAGGCCCAGAUCAUUAUCAAGAGACUCACAGAAGCUGUUGAUAAUGCAAAGGGUUCUCAUUCCAAGGAGGUGGAAACUUUAUCAAAGUCACACGACGAAAAGACGAAGGACCUGGCAAACCAGAUUAAUGACCUCAAAACGGAAAUCCAGGCGAGCGAGAAGCGAGAAGCCGACCUCGUCACAGCGCACAAGACUGAGCUAGAGAAAUUAGCGCGAGAAAAGGAAUCCGAAAUCGUAGCCCUUCAGUCAAAACUAGAGGAACAGACUUCGCUGCUUGGUCAAAUUCAGCAAGAGAUGCAUCAAACGAAGACGGACCUUGGGAAGGUCUCGCAAGAGAAAGACGAGAUAAAGGAGCUACAGACUUCUAAUGAGUCUGAACUGAUGCGAGUCAGAAGCGAUUUAGAAGAGAUGACAUCACUACUUCAAAGCAAAAAAGUAGACCUCGAGAAGAUAAAGGAACAAAACGAGAAAGCCGCCAAAGAGCUCACGGAGCUUAAGGGGAGUCUAUCGACUAGGGAAGCUGAGGUAGAGUCUUUACAAGGUCAGCUUAAAGGCAAGACUUCGGAGAUAAAUAUAAUGAACGCCAAGCUACAGGACUCGACAGUAGCGUUAGAAACGGCUUCACAAGAGCUGCAAAAAGCCCAGGAACUGGAAAGGUCUAAGCAAUCGGAGCUUAAGGAAGUCCAGUCUAGAGUAGAGGACGUGACGUCCUCGCUGGGUGAGAGACAAAAGGAACUGGAUAAGCUUCGUGAGGAUGUGGAGGCCAUCUCUCAGGAGAGAGACCAGCUGAAGGAAAGUGACAAAGCCAAUACAGAGCUAGUGGGAUCUUUGAGGCGACAGCUGGAAGGCGAAGCUUUCACGAUAGACAAGCUUAUGGAGGACCUAGAACACGAGAGAAAACAGUUGCAACGCGUGUCAUCCGAACUUCAUAAGGAACAGGAAAAUGGGCGCGAUAAAAACACAGAACUGACAGAGCUGAGAGAUUUGCUCAAUAGAUUAACCGUACUGGGCGAGAAACAGACUAAAGAUUUGGAGACACUUCAGAGACUACAGGAGAGGACAUCCCAGGAGCGAGAUAACCUGAAGGAAAGCUUAAAUACCAAAGAUAAAGAAGUUCUGGCAUUAGACGAGAAAUUGAGGCGGCAGAAUGCAGAGUUGGAUAAGCUUACCAGCGAGCUCAGUACCACCAAGAUGGCGCUAAAGAACGUCCAGACAGAGAGGGAACGCCUGAAGGAGCUAGAGUCUAUGCAACAGUCGACGCAGAAUGAGGGUGAGGAAAAGGCGAUGCUGUUAUCGCGUGUAUCAGAAGAGCUAAACACUAUGAAGAUACUCCAACACAAAGCGGAAGUGGAGAGAGAAGAGCUUGAAGUCUCGAGGCAAAAAGAACUGGACGGAGUAAGAUCAGAACUGAAGCAGAAGACCUCUGACGUCACAAGGCUUGCCAAAGAACUGGAAGAGACGAAGAUAGCGAUGGAGGAACUCUCACAGGAGCGGGACCUGAUGAAGGAGCUCGCAGAUGCAAAAGACAUAGAAGUUUCAGCAAUACAAGGUCAAAUCACGGACAAAAGUUCCCAAAUCGCAAAACUAGCCCGGGAGCUGGAAGCACUGAAGAUAUUACAGGAUUCAACAGCAAAGGAGCGCGACUUUUACAAGGAACACGAAAACGCGCAGCAGUCAGAGACAUCAACCUUCAAGACACAGCUUGUCGAACAGACAUCCCAACUGCAUGCUAUUACACAGGAACUCGCCUCUCUCAAAACAUUACUCGAGACGACAGCCAAAGAGAAAGAAACUCUUGAGGUAAGCGAGAAAAACCUCCUCCAGGAAGUGUCAGCAUUGAAGUCAAGCUUUGAGGAGAAGGUGUCUGAGCUACGGGUACUAUCAAAAGAGCUGAAGACCGCGCAGGAAACAUUGAAAAAUGUUUCUAAAGAGCGAGAUAGCUACAAGGAAUCCGUACAGUCUAAAACCGUUGAGUUGUCCAAUGCCAAAGCCGACAUAGAGGAAAAGAACUCACAACUUCAAACAGUCUACAAGGAGCUCAAAAGCGUCAAAGGCUUGCAAGAGAAAACUGAGAAAGAGAGAGAUGACUUGAAGGCACUUCAGUCCAAGUACGAGACAGAAAUCAAGGCGAAAGAGUCUGAAGUAUCUCAGAUCUCGUCAAAACUAAACUCCGCUCUUGCCGAGAGGGGUCAGGCUGAUGUAGCCAAGAGUGAGGCCGAGAAGCAGCUUGCGGACAUCCUUAGCAAGUACGAGGACCUGAACGUCAAGCACAAGAAGCUCCUUGAAGCGCACAAUGAAACAACCAAGCUACAGCAAGUCAAAGAAGAGCAGUUACAAGCUAUGGCGUCCUCACAGGACUCGAUAUCAAAGGAGAAAAUUGAAACGCAGCAGAAACUCCAGGCAGACUUACAGGCCCUACAGAAACAGCUUGAGGAAGUGAAGGCAGUCUCCACUAGCAGACAAGAGGAACUGACCCAGCUGCGGGCAUCCCACGAUGAAGGGCUUUCCCUGGUAUCGCAACUACAGACCAGACUGAGUGAUUCCCAGUCAGAAAAGGACUCUAUGCACAGAAAACUGGGUGUGCUCGAGCAGCAGCGAAACCUUCUUCAAGAGCAAGUGUCUGACAUGGAGCAAUACAAAGCAGCUUCAGAAAACAACGAGAAGUUAAACGAAGAGUUGUCCAAAGCACGACAAGAAAUAUCAAGUCUGACGUCGGAACUCAAUGAAAGUCGAAUGAGAGAGACAAGUGGUUCAGUUGACCUAAAAUCCCAACUGGAAUCAGUUCGAAUUGCGAUGAAGGACAAAAAUAUGGAGCUUGCAAAGCUUAAGAUACAGGUUGAAGAGUUGAAAAAACGUGCCUCUUCGGCAGGAGGAGCCAGCGAUCAGCCCGCUUCACCAGAUGAGCUGAGGUCCAAACUUGAUGAGAUGCAGGAUCUGUUGGAAGCGGUUCAGGCCGAGAAGGAGAGCGCAGAAGCACAGGUGGAUUUCCUCAAUUCAGUUAUAGUCGACCUGCAGCGCAAGAAUGAGGAGAAUCAGAAGCGAAUCGAUGCCUUUAUGAUGGGUGAGGCUCCUGACAGAAACGGUCUGCUCUUCUCACCCGACUUGGACGAACCUGUCAACCCGCGCUUCAAGCCGCGUCUGUUUUGCGAUAUCUGCGAUGAGUUCGAUCUGCACGACACAGACGACUGUCCCACACAAUGCUCCGGGCCGCCGCCCGAGGAGGAGGGCGUGAAGCAUGGCGGGAACCGUGCGGAAGAAAGGCCGUAUUGUACCAUAUGUGAGGUGUUUGGUCACUGGACACAUAAUUGCGAUGACGAGGAGACGUUCUGAGAAAUGAGGCUUACCAUGAAAAGUGAGGCUGGAAAAUUCAUCAACCGAAUGCCACGUGAUGGCUCGUCCCUGAUGGAGAAGCUCGGCAAACGUCUAAGCUGUUAUAGGUUAACUCCCUGAUAUACUAUAAGGUCUUCCUCCCUGAUGGAGAAACUAGGCAAACGUCUUAGCUGUUAUAGGUUAACUCCCUGAUAUGCGAUAAGGUCUUCCUCCUUGAUGCAGAAACUCGGCAAAUGUCUUAGCUGUUAUAGGUUAACUCCCUGAUGUGCAAGCAACUGGAGCAAAAUUGUUUCGGGCUUUUAGACACAAAAACAGCUUUCACAAUCGUGGUUUUGUCAUUUUACGUUACCCAUGAAGCAACUUGGGUUGUUACAUAUUGGAUUCUUCUAGUACAACAUUAUUUGAACUAGGUGUAUAUAUAAGGUGUUUAUAUUUGUUAAACGUGGAAGAAAACUGCAAUGAACAUUCUUAAAAAAUGUAAUGAUAAGGAAAAUGUAUAGGGCGGGCGUUGUUCGUCUGCCUCGUAUCCAGGCGUGUCCAGCGUCCGUUGAAAAGAAGCCGAUCGCAUCCCGAAGCGAGGCCGACCGCAAAGGCUCAUGGGAAGGCGGGCGUGCAUAAUCCUUCCCAGGAUGCAUUCCGCGCAGGACAUGAAAGUUGUGUUACCAAGUUGAGACGCCUGGGUACGAGGCAGAUGGCUUGUGCACUUGGUUUGUCACGCCUGCCAUCAGACAUUAUCGCUACGCAGGAUAAAUGAGGCAUGGCAAAUAUGCCAUACACGUGGAUACUCUAUACAAGUAAAGUAGAUAUUUUUUAUAUUUAUUUCUCUCAUAAACGUUUUAGAUAGACUUUUUACAUAAUCAUCUCAAGUCACCCUAAGUUGGCACUAAGAUUAUAUCAUAUUACUUAUACUAAGAUUAUAUAACUUACAAAGCUUGUCUUGGAUGCUACUACAAAGUGCGCUCCGAUUCCGUUUGUCAUUCAAUGUAAUGAUCGAGUGCUAAUUGAUAUACUGCAAGUAUGAUACAAAACUCUAUGAUGAAAUAAAUACUAUUGGUUUAUGUAAA
Messenger RNA from Nematostella vectensis (starlet sea anemone), 6877 nucleotides. RefSeq names its product CAP-Gly domain-containing linker protein 1. Gene Ontology annotation, cellular component: microtubule plus-end; cytoplasm; nucleus. The transcript has 40 exons. Lineage: Eukaryota; Metazoa; Cnidaria; Anthozoa; Actiniaria; Edwardsiidae. Gene Ontology annotation, biological process: cytoplasmic microtubule organization. Bases 189 to 5813 code for a protein of 1874 amino acids. Gene Ontology annotation, molecular function: microtubule plus-end binding. The record is from RefSeq and is a predicted model, not a curated record.